This is a messenger RNA of Sphaeroforma arctica JP610, 223 nucleotides long. RefSeq lists its product as hypothetical. The annotation marks the transcript as partial. The transcript has a single exon. NCBI's taxonomy places the organism in Eukaryota, Ichthyosporea, Ichthyophonida. The record is from RefSeq and is a predicted model, not a curated record.
AUGGAGGAAUUAUCAGAGUUUCAGUCAAUCCCGCGGACAUUCGAAUACUACCAAGAACACUGGAAUCCCACAUGGUCCGAGUGGAUCUGGUUACCACCAGGAGUGCACUGGGAACACCUUGCAAGUGAAAAGUACGCCAAACCACACCACUUGGCCCCAGCACUAUACCUGGUGGUGGUUAUUGUACUGGUGCGCCUAGCGCUAGAAGGGUUUCUGUUUCCUA